Fukomys damarensis (Damara mole-rat) is the source of this 2993-nucleotide messenger RNA. RefSeq names its product GID complex subunit 4 homolog (gene Gid4). NCBI's taxonomy places the organism in Eukaryota, Metazoa, Chordata, Mammalia, Rodentia, Bathyergidae. Gene Ontology annotation, cellular component: extrinsic component of membrane; GID complex. The transcript is spliced from 7 exons. Gene Ontology annotation, biological process: proteasome-mediated ubiquitin-dependent protein catabolic process; negative regulation of gluconeogenesis; protein targeting to vacuole. The coding region runs from base 1 to 891 and encodes 296 amino acids. The record is from RefSeq and is a predicted model, not a curated record.
AUGUCACCUACGGCGCGCCGUCGUCGCCGCGCACCCAGCACACAGCCCCAGUCAAUCAGCAUCACAAAUGUGCCUCGCCCCGCCCCUCCACGCCGCUCUCGGGAAGAAGACUACAAGUUCCAGAGGGCUUCUCUAGCGCCCCGCCACGAGUUUUCUCCACCCGCCAAUAGGCGGAAGCGCCGCCCCGCAGCUGCGGAUCAGGCCCUCAUUGCCGAGGCCUCCAGCACCGGUGCCUCCCACCCGGGACCUGCCCAGCUGGUGUCUCACAUUGUCGGAGUCCUAGUCCUGACCUGGCCCUCGGACCUGGAGCCUGCAGGGGGCCGGCUCCUGGCAGUCCCCGAAUGCUGUUCCAGACUUGAAACCCCUGACCGGUCAGCCCGGCAUCCGGAAGCUCCCUUCCCCAUGACUGGCCGUGCCUUGGCCUGGCACGUGGACACAGGGAACUCUUACCUUUGUGGGUACCUGAAGAUUAAAGGCCUUACUGAGGAAUAUCCAACCCUUACAACUUUCUUCGAAGGAGAAAUAAUCAGCAGAAAACACCCUUUUUUAACACGCAAGUGGGAUGCAGACGAAGAUGUUGAUCGGAAACACUGGGGCAAGUUUCUGGCUUUUUAUCAGUAUGCAAAAUCAUUUAAUUCAGAUGACUUUGAUUAUGAAGAGCUGAAGAGUGGGGAUUAUGUCUUCAUGAGGUGGAAGGAGCAGUUCCUGGUUCCAGAUCACACAAUCAAAGACAUCAGCGGUGCUUCCUUUGCCGGCUUCUAUUACAUCUGCUUUCAGAAGUCAGCAGCUUCCAUAGAGGGCUACUACUACCAUCGGAGUUCAGAAUGGUAUCAGUCCCUCAACCUAACCCAUGUUCCUGAACACAGUGCACCCAUCUAUGAAUUCCGGUGACAUCGGCUCAGAACAUCAACCAAAUAAAACUGAACUUGGCAGCAAAGAGCUUGGCCAAGAAAAUUGUGUACCUGCCAGAACCAGGAGAGUCGUGUUCCUGUUUCUUCACAAGCAGACUCGCAUCAGAAAGCAUGAAUGUUAACCCACAGAAUCCAAGGAGAAUGGCCAACCAGUGGGGCAGGUGGAGGACUGUCUUCCUUCCUCCUCCAACUCUGUGGCAGUCUGGUCGUCAUUUGUUUCCAGGCUACCUUAAAUGCACUUUUCCUUCCUGCACAGCUCACUUCUACAUUGCUGAAAUGCCUGUUCCUUCCUCGGCCCUGCCUCCCGCUGAGCAGAAGAAGGUCAGCUCCUGGGUCACCCUCAGCCUUGGUGCUCAGUGGUCCCCACCCAGACCCUUACCCCUCCCCAGUUGUUUAUCCGGUAGCCCAAGACAAGGCAGAGCCCCAGCACCUUUGUGCCCCCAGAGCUCUGUGAGAGAAACUGGCCAGCUGCGGCCACAUCUGCCACCAGUGAAACAAGGCAGGACUCUGUGGGACCUCAUCCGUCUUUGUUCAUUGGGCGCUGCUGUGCCCUAUAGUAUUUAACUACACAGGGCUAGGGUGUGGCUCUCAGGUUCCUGGGCCUGCAGCGGGAUCACUAAAUUUAAGGCUUCCAGAUCCCUGGCAGGAAUAGAUCCCAAACCUGCAUACUCAAUACUUUUGCUCCAAACUUUUGAACUUGAGGGCAAUACUAAACUUAAAAAUAAGAGAUAGGUUUGUCUGUUUGUUUGUUUGUUUGUUUUUUUACAAAAUUAUUUUUAUGGUCCCUUUAACGAGGACCCUAUGGCAAAUGCACAAUUAUUCAGAAUUACAUUUUAUCGUUUUCACAUUGAAAACAGCAAAUGUUGACUUAGUAAUUUUUAUAUGUAUAUGUAUAUGUCUAUUUAAUCAACCAGCAGUUUUGAAAUAAGUCCUCCUGGUACAGAACUUUUGCAGCAUCACAUAAAUUAUAGUGCUAAACACAAGAACUGUUUUUGGGGCCAGUUUAGAAUUUGUACCUGCUCCUUUUGCUACUCAAAACAAUGCUUUGUGGUGACCUUUCCACAGGGCAGAAGGGGUCUUCAUUUUCCAGAAACAGUGACUGAAAUGCCAGGAUGGGAUGAGGGAUGGGAAAUAUGAACUUGAGGCUCACGUGCCAAAGUGUGUGUGUGUGUGUGUGUGUGUGUGUGUGUGUGUGUGUGUGUGUGUGUGUUUCGGUUUUCUUUGCUUUUGUUUUUUAAAUGUUUAAAAGCUUAAUAGGUUGGCACCAGUUGUAGCCCACAAAUAUAGGCAGGGCUUUGGGGAAUUGGCAUUUUUCUCGUGGUUUACAAGACAUAGUCUGAACAUAAAAGCUUUAAAAACAAGAUAGCUUGGGGCUGAGGGUAUAAGCUCAAUGGUAGAGCACUUGCCUAGCAUGCGAGGGACCUUGGGUUCCACCCUCAGUACCUCCAAAAAAAAAAAAAAAAAAAAAGAUAACAUUGUAACUACAGGAACAGAACAGUCUGCAUGUUACACUUCCAUGGGCCAUGUAAGAAAAUGCAAAGCCCUUUGAUGAAAUGAGUGGUGGGAAAUUAUUUUUAUUCUUAAGUGAUUUUCCUUUUCAUGACAUGUACUAUAUGUUACUGAGUCUGUAUGUUGAGGAACCCGUAACACAUUCAACAAUGGGGCCGUAACUCAGGUCUCACUGCUGAGGGGGCUUGAACCACCAGUGGUACAUGCGUGACAGUUCCAUGCAUGACUUCCACUUCUGCCACCUGUGGCAUAAGCUGCCCAGUGGAGCAGCCAUGCAUGUACCACUGGUGGUUCAAGCUAUUGGGGACAUGUUAAAAGAGCAGAAUUCAGGGAAAUAGCCAGAGGGUACUUGUGAGAUCUAAAUUUUCUGGUCCAGAGACUAUGAAGAGGUACAGCCUACCCAUUCAGUGAGGGCAGGGCUUGGAGCCCCUAAAAAAAUCACUCUGCUAACUUUGGUGGGAAAAGAAUGCACAUCCAUUCCCAGAGAUGCAUUGAGAAUGUUUUCUGAUUCUUAAUAUUCAAGCUGGGCACAAUAACACGCCCAUAGUCCUAGCACUGAGGAGCUCAGGCAAC